UUGCCAUUGACGUAAGCGCUCCUUCUAUGAGAUAAAUGGUAAAACAAGGCGUUCUCUGAUUUCAAAAAAUUUUGUGAGCUAGUUGUACAGUUAAGAGUUCUCGUGCUAAACAUUGUUCAGGUUAAUUGACACGUUGGUUUGGUUACAUUACGUACCGUACAGAGUCUAAAUACACUAACUUGUUUUUUGCCGUGAAUUUUGUUUUCUAAAUGCUCGUUAACGUAUCCUGUCUGACACCCGGGCAUAAAACAAUGUGUACUCAUUUUCCAGGAGGUAAUAUUAAAAGUGUGACGCACGUGUAGCGCGUUCCAAUUUUCAAUGCAACAGAUGAUAUCGGCGCUGCGAGUGGUGCUAUUGAUACUACAAACCUCUGCUAUCGAAAAGAGCAAGGAAGAUGGGAUAGAGAACCAGCCAACCGUACAGAUUUUUAGCAGCGCCAUCUGUUGAGCCAGGGAGGAACUACGUGAUAUAUUUGAGAAUCAAAAAAUAACCAAUAUCACGUUGCAUUCAGCCAAGCAGCGUCAGAACCUAUUAAGUUGCUAUUAACCUCUUUCGUGGCGGCGUUCCCACGGUGUGCCUAGUAUUGUUCAACGCAAGUAGGAGUUCAACAUAGUCGUGUAUAAAACAUACAACAUUAGCGAUUAAUAAUGCCGCGUAAGUGUGACGUGGUGAAUUGCCGAAAUCGUUUGGAGAAACACUUUCAUUUCUUCACGCUGCCGAAGAACGAAGAGCAUGCCGCGGAAUGGAUAAGAUUUUCAGGACGAGAGAAAACCAUCAACCGGAAAGAUUUUCGUAUCUGCAGCAAACAUUUUCCGCCAAACAAAAUUUGGAAACUGAAACCUCGUCCUCUUUUGACCCGCGAUGCUGUGCCAUCAUUGUACGGCCUAAAAAACGGAUCGGCUUCGAAGUCGUCCAGCAUCGAAGACAAAACUUCAGGACCGACUGUUGACAAUUUGCCACAGGAAAAUGAAGUGGUUCUUCAGAAUUUGGUAUGUGGCAGUAGUUUCGGUAAGAUUGUAAAACAGCAGUAUUAAUAACUUCUAAAACAAUCGUGAAUUUUUAGAGCCAUUGGAGGCUGCAAUUUGUACAUACAGACAUCUAUUCUCGUGUAGUUAAAAAUAUCUAUUCAAUCAGAUCAAGUAUUUAGCAUUAUAAUGUACAGUAUACGAAGCGAAGUACAAAAAAACAAAAAAAAUAUGAAAAAUGACAAAGA
This is a messenger RNA of Neodiprion virginianus, 1213 nucleotides long. RefSeq lists its product as uncharacterized. The transcript has 3 exons. Gene Ontology annotation, molecular function: sequence-specific DNA binding. The record is from RefSeq and is a predicted model, not a curated record. The coding region runs from base 648 to 1034 and encodes 128 amino acids. Lineage: Eukaryota; Metazoa; Arthropoda; Insecta; Hymenoptera; Diprionidae.